AUGCUGCAACCACCUGCUGAGCGCCCUCCCCAUCGUCAGCGGUACAGAGAGGACGCAUUGUACGACAAGUGUCACCUCGACGACCACGAAGCCAAUGCUGGCUGCGAUGGGGCGGCCUCCACGGCGCCUCCAUCCGUUGCCAUGACGCUCGCCCCUGCCUCACCGUCUCGCAGCCUCUACGCCGACGUGGAGGCUGCCCGGCAGCCGCUGCCUCCAGCAGAUGAAACGCCUUGUAUAGGCCCCCACGCUCCCUCCCCUGUGUCGUCGCCGCCACAGUCUGCUACAAAGGGCAGCCGCCAGGGCAAGAUCGCUGCUGAGGAGGAGCGGAGGUGGGAAGAGAGGGCAGGAGGGGAUGAUGAUGGCGAGCCCGACGCGGCGGUUCUCGUGACGCAUGCUGAGAUGGAAACCGUUGUCGCCGCAGCUCUGCGCCGCUACGAGAAGGAGCGAGAUGCCGAGGAGGAGGCGGUGCUUCAGCAGGUCAGUAAGGAGGUCGAGGAACAGGCGAGCCGCUACGCCGACCUUGUCGAGGCCUACAACACCGUGUGCGCUGACAGGGCGACGCUGCAGGAGAAGCUUACCGAGGCAGCAGAGGAGUGCAAGGAGCUGAGACACGCGCUGCAGAAGGCGCGCGAGACGCAGCAGGCGCAGAAGGACUCCAUGAAGCGGCUGGAGGUGGAGUUAUACCACGCAAGGGAUGCGCAGCAGCAGCAACAGCGGCAGGAGGUGGAGCAGCGCAUGCUGCUGAAGGCAGAGGGGGCUGAUUGGGAGGCGCAGCGCGCACGCUAUGAGAAGCGUCAGGACACGCUCGAGGCGCAGCUUCACCAGGCGCGCAAAGAGCUACGGGAGAUGGAAGCACGCGUGGCGGAGCAGGACGACGAGCUCGCCGCCCUGCGAGAGCGCGCCGCGAAGGCGUCUGCCGAAACGGAGGACGAGUACGCCGACAUCCAUCUCCGGAUGCGUCAGCUGGCGCAGAGCAUGGCCUCGAUGGAGGUUGCCCUGCGCGAGCGGGACGCCACCAUCGCAGAGCAGGCUGCCCGGCUGCGUGAGGCCGCUGACCGCCAGGAGGCGGAGGUGCGUGCGGUGACUGCGGAGCGGGAGAAGGCCGAGGCAGCCCUGGCAAGCGCACGUGACGCGCUACAACGGCAGACGGACGACAUUCGACGGCGCAUGCACCGCUUCACAGAACUUCAGCAGCAGAGGGAAGCGCUCAAGGAUGAAGUGAAGGCCGCGCGGCACACGCUGCAAGCGGCAUCAGAGGACCAGGGGCGUGUGAUGCAGUCAUUACAGGAUGUGCUGUUCACCGUGAAGCAACGCCUUUCCUCCGGGACCGACGAUGCGGGACGUGUCAGGCCGCCGCCGCCUGGACUCUCCUCGCGCAGCCGUCGCCAAUUUCCUGCCAAUCGGCGCAGGGAUCACAUGAACAGCACGCUUGUGUACGAAGACGACCACGAUGAGAUCUCGGAUGAUCUGCGUAGCUGCUCCGCAAUCUCGCAGUCUCACUCCCGCUCAGGCUCGGCACAGCGCACGCGGGAGCCGUCCUCCUCGGAGGACGGCGAUGAUGCACAAAGACGGUGUCAUUUCUCGCUUGCAGCGUUGACCGCGAAGGGGGAGCACUGCAGCGCCGCAUCCCCGAAGCCUCGCACCGACCGCACAUCACCCCCUCCACCCGCGGCGGGGCCUGGCCAGCGGUGUGCGCGGACGUUGUCGCCGCCGCAUUCGGCGCGUGUGACAACCCGGGAGGCACCGGCAAACGAUGUCAAGGGCAGCACCUCUGCGUGUAGCAUCUCGCACGAGCUGCGCCACCAAAGCUCGCAAGCGCUUCUCCUGUUGCGCGAGCUCCACCGGUGCGUCUCGUCGCUCCCCCCACAGAGGCGGAAGUCGUCGCCUGGGGGUGACGUCGCUCCCGCAGGCACCAGGAGGGGCAGUGCUGAGCGAUCCGGCUCGACUGCAGCGAAGCUCGAGCAGGCCUGCCGGUACCUCAAAACAGAGCUUGACCGGGCUCACACAGCGCUCCAGGAGGCGCAGGCGGAGUGCCAGUGGCGCACGCUCUCCAUGAAGAAGUAUGAAGAGGAUGUGCAGGCUGCCCGCCGCGAGGUGCUUACCGCGGAGAAGCAGCGACUAGCGUGCGAGACGCAGCUGGAGACGGCUGCGCUGGUGCGCGAGGAGCUGGAGGCACAGCUGACGGAGCUGAAGGCGACGAGUGCGGCGGCGACGGCUAGGCAGAGAGCAUCCGAGGACGCGGUGGCGGAGGCAAAGGCGGCUGCCGAGCGCAGCGCGGCCCUUGCGGAGGAGGCGGCGCAGCUGAAAGAUGCUGCGGAGUCCGCCCUUGCCAGAGAGCAGGGCAAGGGCGCACGUCAGGCCACUGCACUUCGCGAUCACGCAGUGGCGCAGACAGCUCUUACGGAUGAGCUGGAUGAGCUAAAGGAGAAGCACAAGGCAGCCCUUGCGCAGCUGCAGACGUACCACGCCCGUGAGGCGGCCCAGCUGCUGAAGCAGCAGCAGGAAGAGAGCCACACGCGCGGGACGGCCGCGGAGGCGUGGAGGACGGAGCGAGCAUCCCUCGAAGCGCACAUCUCAAGCCUUGAGACGAAGCUGCGGGCCUCGACGGGGGCGAUGACGGCUGCCAAGCGCCGCUGCGCAACACUAGAAGAACAGCUUACACUACACCUGGAUGUGGAGAGGACGACCUUGAGGACGAUUGGCGAGAUUGCCCACGCGCCACCCUUCCGGCUCUCGGUCGAUGCUGCAGUCGUCGGCGACAGCUCCUGCGCGUCGCACUCCCACGGUGCCGUGUUGCCGACGGAGAAGCAGCUCUUUGGUGGCGAUGACGAGGCACCAGAGGUGGAGGCGGUGGUCAUGGUGUCAGCAGAGGCAACGCCGACAAGGAAAGGCGUGCACAAGGAGCUCGCGGGCGCGGCCUCGCACAAGUACACGACAACUAGCCGAACUACAGCACUGUCGCUGGUAUCAGCGCGCCUUUCGACGGCCGGCGCCACCUCUCCAAGCGUGGCGUCAACAACAACCGUUUCACCAGCGUCGCCAGCAUCGUGUCCACACCUUGGCGGCGCUUCCCUAGAGACGACCAACUCGUCUGCUAUGGCGGCUCUCGCACCUCUACGCCAGCACAUCGUUGCCGCUGUGCAACAGCUAGCGCUGGAGGUGGUGCGCCUGCGGCAAGGUGCUGUACUAGCGCCCGUGAAGUCGCCUGUCAUAGCGCAGCCUCGGACGAUGACGCGUCGGCCUCGUGACAUAACGUCUGCAGAGGCGUGGUACGGCGGUGCAACGGCGCGCAACGCCGUCGGCGGCGACGUCCCUGUCGAGUCCUGUCAAAAUCGGGGCAGCAGCGGCGACGUGAAACGACCGUCCACCAGUACUCUUGGCUCCCCACCCCCGUUGGAGGCGUUUAUCGCGGCUCAGUCCCAGCCGCAGUACCAGCACCAGCACCAGCCACCACGCACGCCACCCAGGGAGCACCCUUCCGCCGGCUCUGCCGUCCCGACUCGAACGUCGGGGGAGGUCCCGCAAUCGGGUCAGUGUAGCGGCCACAGCCAGAGCAGAAACCCACUGACGCCGUCGCACCCGUCGCAGCAUGCCGCAGCGAGCAGCCCCUCCGCAUCUUGCAGUUCGCCGGUGCCCGCUGCAGCCGCCGCAGCAGCUGGUGAACACCUCUACAACGUUUCUCCUUGGUCCCGUUUGCGGCCGCCGCGGUCGCUGUCGUCUUGGAGUCCACCGGCUUCUCACUCGGCCGCUGCGGCCCACGGCAAGCUCUGGAACGAGGCACGGCGCUCUGCCUCCAUGAAUGAUGGGCUGUCGGGGUAUUCCUACAGCACCGGACGGGGGAGCGUCGAUGGAAGCUGCCUCCCAGCGCGGCCGCCGUCUCUGCGUGCCUUGUCGCUCCCUCGCUGA
Leishmania mexicana MHOM/GT/2001/U1103 is the source of this 3906-nucleotide messenger RNA. RefSeq lists its product as hypothetical. Gene Ontology annotation, cellular component: Mre11 complex; condensed nuclear chromosome. The record is from RefSeq and is a predicted model, not a curated record. The transcript has a single exon. Gene Ontology annotation, biological process: telomere maintenance via telomerase; double-strand break repair; telomere maintenance via recombination. Gene Ontology annotation, molecular function: double-stranded telomeric DNA binding; G-quadruplex DNA binding; single-stranded telomeric DNA binding. Bases 1 to 3906 code for a protein of 1301 amino acids. Lineage: Eukaryota; Euglenozoa; Kinetoplastea; Trypanosomatida; Trypanosomatidae.